This is a messenger RNA of Cladocopium goreaui, 4323 nucleotides long. NCBI's taxonomy places the organism in Eukaryota, Dinophyceae, Suessiales, Symbiodiniaceae. The record is from the annotation of a GenBank genome assembly.
AUGAGAGCAGUGUUUUGUGAUGACCCUCUACCUGACAUGUUGCAUGGACCCGUGGACAUGACCGAUUUAGAUUCUUUCACACGCAACCGUGAGUCUUCAAUUGUCAGUGCUGUGGACCUCACCCAGUCGUCACCUCAGCCGGCUUACAUGAGUGCUGUACAAUGUUUGAGGGACUUGGACUACAUUGAUCAGAAACGUGCUCAGAUGUCUCUGGCAGCAUCUCAUUGGAUGGAAAUCUUGUCACUGGAUUGGAAGGCAUCACAGGUUGGGGAGCAAAUUUCAGCAGACCUGCAGGAAGAUCCAACUGGAGACCUUGCUGAACAGACGUUGCGUGCAGUUUUUGGUACAAAGUUUUGCAAGUUUGUGUUGGGACUCUACCGCAGUGAUGACAUUCUUGCCUCAAAGAGACUGAAUGGAUUUGCAGCAGUGGAGAGGAGAGAGAAAGGGCCUUUGAAUCAAGCGCCGCCUUUGGAGGUGGAACACUUACAGCGUUUGCAUGAGAUCUUGGACAAGGGCGCAAAUGACAUAGACCGCAUAGGUGCAGGAGCGUUUCUCUGUGCCAUCUAUGCAAGGGCAAGGCCGUUGAGCACCAGUGAGGCAGCGGCAUGGCUCAAGAGACUUUUGGCUGGGUGCAGCGGGGCAAGUACCAUCAGAGCGCACUCAAUGAAAGUGACGUUGUGCGUUUGGGCUGCAAGAGCUGGAUUUAGCAAGGAGCAUCGUGCGACCUUGAGUCACCAUGCAACUGCUUUGAAUGGGUCAGACAUUGUUUAUUCGAGGGAACUUCAAACUGGAGCAAUUCGCAAAUUACAGAUGCUUCUGAAAAAGAUCCGAGUUGGCUUGGACCCAAGGUCUGACAAAGAGCCUUUGCAUGAAAUCACAGCUGCAUUUGACUCUGGUCACAGAAGCGUUGUCAGGACGCCGAUGGUUGAGGCACAUGCUCCAAGCACACCGAUGCCUGCAGCAGAGCCCAGCAGGGAGCAGCAAGACGCUCCCACGGAGUGCAAGGUUGAAACUUCCUUGCAUGACCUGUGCAUGAUUGCUUCCAGUGAAACCGCCCCAUUUGGCGAUGUCGUGCGAGACCAAGGCCUGAUUGCCAUUGACAGCUCAUCUGGCAGUGGUUCAACUGACAGUAGCAGCGAUGAUGAUGAUAGCUCAGACGAACACUUUUCAAAUGCUAUGCCUAUUCCUGUGUACUCAGAGAAAGUUCCAGAGGGCUACAGUUUUCAUGUGCACAAGAAGAGCAAGAUCAUGCAUCGAGCUCGGUCUGGAGCCCAGAACACUGUCUGCAAAACAAAACUGAACGAAAACUACACGGAGACAGCAAGAGAGAUCAAUUUCAAGUACCCAAAAUGCAUGCGUUGUUUUGUGCGUGACCACAACCGACUAACAACAGUCGACGCUGUGGUUGAUGCCUUGAGAGACUCUGCAAAGAGACGCAAAGCGCUUGACGUUGACACCUUCCUCCUCAACGCCCUAGGCCGUGCUCCGGUGAUAGCAGAAAACAAUGCAGUGCGAAGGCUGGCAUUCGAAGCUCAGACCAUUUUGGUAGCGAGCUUGAGGCAGAUCGUUGAUCAAAAGGAAGAUGGGGCACCAAGGAAAAUUGGAUCGGCAGAAAGAGAGACCCGUAUGGCUGCAAUCCGUACGGAGCUAGCUGGAGUCAUGAUAGUUGACGAAAGCGAGCCAUCACAUAGCUUGCUGGAGAAGACCUGUCAGAUCUUCGAGACCAACACUUUGAAAUACCUCGAACCUGCAGCUUGCACUUCGAGGGCACAAGAAGUUCAAGGUGGAACCAAAACGAAGGAAUUAGCCUUCGAAGGUGGUUCAUUGAUUGUGAAGGACAAGGAGGACAAGCUUGUUGCUCCAACGGCCAGUGAACUACAGAUUUUGAACGCGAUGACAAGGAGAGGCAUUGCAUACAAGUUUGCUCGUCUCAUGACAUACGAGCAGCAUGCAACAUGGACCAACUUUCUGUUGCAGGCGCUUCAAAGAGAGGCACCUCCUGGGUACAGCAAACCAUCGCUUCAUCAACUGAUGCUUUGUGACAAAGCUGCCUUCACAAAGCUUGCAUCAGUCAUGCCAACGGUGAGGCAGACCAGUGCACCUGCAGCUAGUGCCAGGUCAGCGCCUUACACCACGGGCGCGGUUGCGACGCAGCAAGAGAUGGAGAACGAUGCCCUAAAGGAUGGCACCUUUGUGCAGAACCGAAAUGUCUCCAGCCACAUGGACUUAGUGCUCAUCCAAAGAAGGCUUCUUGACGGUGUCCGAAAGACUGGGCUGUUGAUGAAGGAAAUCCUAGAGAGUUUACAAUAUGAAGAUACUGAAGCCCUCAAGAUUCUUGAGGAAGGGUCCACCCUGGCUGGUGAAAUUGAGGGAGCAAAAGUUUUUCAACAGGCAUACAAACCUUGCCUUUCAACACUGGAGCAGUUGGAAGAAAACGCUGAAAAGAGGAACAUGUUUGUUUUGAAAAUGACAAAGAGUUCUUCAUCUCUUGAAUUGGAUGCGGCAGUGCUGCAGGAAACAAGAGAUGAGGUCAGCAAAGGUUGGGCAGAUGGCCCUUGGCGUUUGGAUCAGCUUGAAAAAGGUGCAACAGUGUCUCGAAGAUUCCCCCUAGCUCAGGGGGAGAAAGUUCGAAUGAUUGAUGACUACUCCGUUUCAGGAGUCAAUGAUAGUUGCACUGUGAACUCCAAACUGGACUUGCACAUGAUCGACACAUUUGUAGCAGUAAUCAAAGCUUACUUCGAGCAGAUGAAAGGAGCUGGAGCUGACAGUAGCCUUCUUGCAAAGACGUAUGACCUUAAAGCAGCGUACCGCCAAAUACCGGUGCGCAAGGACCACUUGAAGUACGCCUACUUCAGCAUCUACAAUCAUGAGCUUGAUUCGGUAGAAAUCUACCGCUCACGAACAUUACCAUUUGGAGCGACCCACAGUGUUUACAGUUUCUUGAGGCUUGCCAAAAUGUUGCACUUCAUUGCGUGCAAAGGGCCGCGGCUGUUGACGACGAAUUUCUACGACGAUUUUAUUCUUGCAAGCGGCCCAGAUCUGCAAGAUUCUUCCAAGAAUUGUCUUGAGUUGGUCUUUUUGUUUACUGGUUGGGAAUAUGCAAGGGAAGGAAAGAAAGCAACCUCCUUCUCGGACGUUUGUGCGGCCCUGGGAGUUUCGUUUGACCUUAGGGAGUCCAAAGAUGGAAUCCUGGAGGUUAAGAACACUGAGAAGCGAAUCCUUGACCUGACCGAACAGCUGGAGCAGGUCAAGGCAGAUUUUGAUGAGGCACGUUUGUUGGCGAAAACAUCGAUUCCGAAGGAACCAGAAAAGAAGAGGAAGAGAGCUCACACAACUACAGCGUUUGUACGAUGGUACAACGUGAAGACACAGAGUGCAGGCUUCACCACCGACGUGUCCAAAAUGCGUGUGAAGGCUCACACAACUACAGCGUUUGUACAAUGGUACAACGUGAAGACACAGAGUGCAGGCUUCACCACCGACGUGUCCAAAAUGCGUGUGCAGCAGCGGACAUUGAACAGACAUGAAACUUUAAAACUGAAAGAACGGCUUGGGUUCGCAGACGGAUUCUUGCAUGGACGGCUGGGAGCUUUGGUGCUCAAAAGGUUGGUGGAUCACGCAUACAGCUUUAGCAAUGUGGUUGAUGCGGAGUUAGCAACUGUUUUGGAGCUCAUGAUAAAGCGUUUGCGUUGUGCUGGCCCCAAAAGAGUGGAUGCAAAUACGGUGAAUGAAUGGAGCAUCUUCACAGACGCUUCCUUCGAAAGUCAGCAGUGUUCAGGAGGUCUUGGAGGAGUUCUUGUCGAUUGCUUGGGAAAUUGCCGAGCGUGGUUUUCUUUGAAGCUUGGAACGGAUGAGUGCAAGCUGUUGGGAGCUGACAGCAAAGAAACAAGAAUAUAUGAACUGGAACUGCUGGCGUGUUGCGUAGCUAUGGACAUGUGGGGCGAUAUUUUGGCCUCAGCAUACCCGGUGCUCUAUGGAGACAAUGACAGCGUGCGAUCAGCGCUGAUCAGAGGUACUGGCCUUGGACUGGUUGCUGAAGUCAUCAUGAAGCAACAUCUUGAAACGGAGGUAAAUUACAAUACAAACAUUUGGUUUGCACGCGUGCCGUCGGAGGCGAACAUAGCUGACAUACCGUCACGAUUCCUUCAACAUCCUUUCUUGCAAUCCUCAAUGGAUGAGUCGUGCAAAUCAAUGCAGAGCUUGGUGAAAUUCUUAAAGAAGGUGAAACUGGCUCGCGAAGAGGUGAAGAGAAAGGGGGAGGCAAUCACCUCGACGCUCCCCAAGUUUAAAAAGGAGAAGUCCGACAGCAGCUGCACCAAAUGA